CUUAUUGAACCAUUUCUGCUUUUUUCCCACUCGUCAACAUGCAUCAAAAAUAGUCAGGAAUAAAAAGCAUUUUCUUGUUACUCACGCAGUAAGGACUGUCGAAAAGGAAACAACUCAAAAAUAGAUUGCAUUGGAACACUAAAAAGUUACAUCAGAAUUCUUUGAGAACAAGAGAAAGUAGGCCGUUACCGUUUAGGUGAUUAAGUAUUGAUCGGAAGGAUUAUGAUUGCUAAUAUACCAACUAACAACUAGCCACAAGUUCGUCAAGUACAUCAAGGUAUUCAAAUUUUUCACUACAAAAUCUUAUUUACUCGGCAUAGGAUUGGUAAUUAUCGAAUUCGAAAAAUAUACGAUUUGACCUUAAAGAACGAAAAAGUGACAGUUUCGCUGACACGUCUACCAACCUCCGCCUGUACUUGUGAUAUUGAAGCUAUAUUAACAUCUAGAUCUAUAUCGAUCACAAUCUUUAUCUUCGGAUACCCUUCGUUGUAUACCCCUUCUAUAAAAUAUUGUGCAUUACCUUUUUCGUUAUCGUCCUAGUAAGUUGUAAAAAUGGCUUUGCAGGGAACAAUGAUGUAUGCGCCGUCGUCUCGCAGCUCCUCUUUUCGCAACAAGCUGGCUGCUCGUAAGGCCAGUCUGGUGCUGUGGGCAGGAUUCAUCUUUAGCGGAUCGUUAGUAUUAGGAGCUCGUCCUCGAGCUCGAGGUCGAGCUGGAGGGGCAAAAAAAGAGAAAAAACCAGAGGCAGGAGGUUGUUCUCGGACAGAAGGAGGUGGUUCUGGUGCUGCAGUAGGUGGUUCUAGUCGGGACAACGGACAAGAACCUCCACAGCAACGAUUUUCUGGAUCUGCUGGCUCGCAUUCAGAACAAUUGCGAUUGUCGCAAAAAAUACCAGAGAGUCUAAGGCCCAUCCUUACGGAGAAAGUGAGCAACGGACUUUCCCCUGCGGUAUUACGGAUGCUGAUAUCAGACCUCCAGGAUCUUGUACCAUCUCCGGGAGAUGGGACAACUGCAGAGGACAUUCUCCCUAAGGCAGAACCAGAGCAGAAGAAGAAAGAGGAGCAGAGAAAGGGCAAGGAAAAGCAAGGAAAUUAUUGGCCAGAAGUCGAACAGAGGAACCGUUGGGAAGCGCAAAGACUAGCAAAGGAGCUACCGAAGACAGAAAGACUUUUGCGCACGGCAUAUGCGAGAUAUAUCGCAGCGGAGAGGCCGCAAGCUCCACCUAGCAUGUUGAAGGCGACCCGAAGCCCUUCUUCUGAUGUCGAAGAUCAGUCUCCUGAAGACGUCAUCCACGGGUCUCCCUUGCCUUCUGAGCAAGUCGCUUCUGUUCCCCAAGCUGCUCCCGAAGUAGACGGUGAAGAAGAUAAAGAGGACCGCCAUCAUUUGUCGGGAAAAAAGAGACUGGAGUGGCUCAAGAAAAAUGGGCCUCACUUGUUUUCGAAGGAGUCUGCGUAUCCAUGGAUGCCCUAA
Molecule: messenger RNA, 1467 nt
Organism: Amoebophrya sp. A25
Lineage: Eukaryota; Dinophyceae; Syndiniales; Amoebophryaceae
Source: the annotation of a GenBank genome assembly